UGAGACAGCAGUACUAUCCACCACCAAAUAAAAGAAGUAAAGAGGAAAAAUCUCUAAUCUUCAUCACAUGAAAAACAAAAGAUUCUUCGAUUUUGUUUUUCUUUUCCAAUAGUCACAACACACUAAUUGUACACUUCCUCCAAUACCACCAUCGUUAAGAAAAACAAAAAGAUAUCAUCCAAUGAUACAUUACGAGCAAAACAACAACCAUCAGAAGCUUCCCUCUUCAUCUUCUAACGAUCUUCUUCUUGGCAUCAAUGGAGCCGACGCAACCCAAAAGAGAAAACGGAGACCCGCAGGGACACCAGAUCCAGAUGCAGAUGUGGUAUCUUUAUCACCAAGAACGUUGCUAGAGUCAGAUCGGUACGUGUGUGAGAUCUGCAACCAAGGGUUUCAGAGGGAUCAGAAUCUACAGAUGCAUAGAAGAAGGCAUAAAGUGCCAUGGAAGCUUCUGAAGAGAGACAAGAAGGAUGAGGAAGUAAGGAAGAGAGUCUACGUGUGUCCUGAGCCAACAUGUCUUCACCACGACCCGUGCCACGCCCUUGGAGAUCUGGUCGGAAUCAAAAAGCACUUCCGCCGGAAACACAGUGUCCACAAGCAAUGGGUUUGCGAGAGAUGCUCCAAAGGCUAUGCAGUUCAAUCUGACUACAAAGCCCAUCUCAAGACUUGCGGUUCACGCGGUCACUCCUGCGAUUGCGGACGCGUUUUCUCCAGGGUUGAGAGUUUCAUAGAACAUCAAGAUACUUGCAACAUCCGGCAACCUCCACCCACCAACCACCGUCCUAUACAGCAGCACACGACCGGCCUUGCUGCUCCAUCAAGAACGACUUCGACCGCAAGCUUUGGCCCUUUAUUGCAUGGACUUCCUUUGUUACGUCCACCACGACCGUCCAAUCAACAUUCACCAGCGUUUGCUUACCCUUUCAAUGCUUCAUCAGCUCCUUUCGAAAGCCUCGAACUUCAACUAUCCAUAGGCAUGGCUAGAACAUCAGCACAAGCAAAGCGCAACGAAAAGGGAGAGACGAGUUUAACAAAGGAGAGAGCGAACGAGGAGGCAAGGAAGGCAGAGGAAACGAGACAAGAAGUUAAAAGGCAGAUAGAGAUGGCGGAAAAGGAUUUUGAGAAAGCUAAGAGAAUAAGGGAAGAAGCGAAAAUCGAGCUGGAGAAGGCUCAGGUUGUUAGAGAAGAAGCAAUCAAGAGGAUUAAUGCAACAAUGAUGGAGAUCACUUGCCACUCUUGCAAGCAAUUGUUUCAGCUGCCUGUUAUGGCUGAUGAGAGUACGUCGUCUCUUGUUAUGAGUUACGUUUCCUCGGCGACAACUGAAGGAGAAUGUGAGUGAUCCAAUGCAUCUUCAUAUAUCUCCAUAUGAACAAAAGAAAGCAAAUAAUGAUUUUAAACGAAA
This is a messenger RNA of Arabidopsis arenosa, 1402 nucleotides long. NCBI's taxonomy places the organism in Eukaryota, Viridiplantae, Streptophyta, Magnoliopsida, Brassicales, Brassicaceae. The record is from the annotation of a GenBank genome assembly.